UUGGGUCUACAGUGGUUCAGCAGCCGCUGGGCCUGUGGCUGGGGGACUGAGGGUUGGCAGACAGAGAGGAAGCUGGGGGGAUGCAGAGACACCUUUUUCUCCAGAGUGAAGGAGCUCAGCACUUUGGGAGGAGGGGAUGGAUCAGCUCAUUUCUGGCAACUCCAUUUUGGGAGUAUGUGUUUGGUUUCCCUUUCCCUCUUCGAUAAUUGGGCUUCUUAGAGUUUCUGGGCACAUCAGUGUUCAGAUCCCACCCACCCACCACCCCUGCCAAGAUGCAAAGCCACCUCCUGAAUCGACAGGAGUGUAUGUGGUGGGGGGCGGGGGGAGGUUGGAGCACAGCUGUAAUUGCGGGCUUUUAUUUCUUCAUUGUAUCUUGUGAGCGCUUACAAGGGGAGGGAAGGUGAAGGUAGGCAGUCUACCGGGAUUUAUAGGACUUGGGCUUUUUGCAAAAGCACAGUCGGGGAAUCAUUAACCCUCCCCUGCCUCCACCUUCAGAUUGGUAUUCCCCAUCCCCCCACUGAGGCAGUCGCCUUCUCCGGCUGUGUCCUUCCCCUCCGCGUCCAAGCCGAGGCUACAGAGCUGAAGCCCUCGCUUGGACCAGUCCCAGGCUCCUCACAUUUAGGUCAGGGCCCCGAACUGGUCGUUCUGGUUUCGCGUUCGCGUGAGCUCCUGACCCCCUACCGCCACCCCGUCCUCACAUCACACACCUCUCGGCACACGUCAGUUUUAUUGAGAAACUUUAGACUUGCAAAGACCUUGUGACUAGAGGGAGGGACUCAGACAAGCUUCGAAAUCCUUUUUCCUGAAGGGGAACGCUUUUAAAUGCUAAGUAAAAGCCCACCUAGGUAUCGGGAAGGGGUCGCGGGCGGAGGUGCAGGACACCUGGAGCGUGGAAGUCCGGAUGCGGUGCGAGGGUCUGCGUCGCAAGCCGCCCACUAGAGCUCCCAGCCAGGGGCAGAUGGGGGGGGGGGGUCCCUCAAGUUGAAAGACAAGGGAACCACGCUAGCGUGAGUCAGCGCUGCCCCAGGGGCCCUCCGCCCCUUGGAGGUGGGUCGUAUACCGGGAGCGGAGUAGAGUAGGCCGGGAGAAACUGGGCCAGCCAGCACUUUUAGCUCGAGGGGCCUCGAGGACUCUUCGCGUCCCUGGAGACAAGGGCACUACACGCACUUCAUAAUGAACAGUUUCUAGGGGGAAGUAAACAGCAGGCGGAGCCAGGCUCACGGACGUAGGCCAGGCCCUCAUCGCCCCAUUCUCAGGCGGGAGCAUGCUGGGCCUCAGAGGGCUGCGGCUCCCCCCGGCGGGGAUCCUGCUCCUGUUGCCGUUCCUGCCGCCGCUGCUGCUGCCAGCAGCCCCUGCGCCCCAUCGCGCUUCCUACAAACCGGUCAUCGUGGUACACGGGCUCUUUGACAGCUCAUACAGCUUCCGCCACCUGCUGGAAUACAUCAACGAGACACACCCUGGGACUGUGGUGACUGUGCUCGAUCUCUUCGAUGGAAGAGAGAGCUUGCGACCCUUGUGGGAACAGGUGCAAGGGUUCGGAGAGGCUGUGGCCCCCAUCAUGGCAGAGGCCCCUGAAGGGGUGCAUCUCAUCUGCUACUCGCAGGGGGGCCUGGUGUGCCGGGCACUGCUGUCCGUCAUGGAGGAGCACAACGUGGAUUCUUUCAUCUCUCUCUCCUCUCCACAAAUGGGACAGUAUGGAGAUACGGACUAUUUGAAGUGGCUCUUCCCUACCUCCAUGAGGUCUAACCUCUACCGGAUCUGCUACAGCCCCUGGGGCCAAGAAUUCUCCAUCUGCAACUACUGGCACGACCCCCACCAUGAUGACUUAUACCUCAAUGCCAGCAGCUUCCUGGCCCUGAUUAAUGGGGAAAGAGAUCAUCCCAAUGCCACUGCAUGGAGGAAGAACUUUCUUCGUGUGGGCCGCCUGGUGCUGAUUGGGGGUCCUGAUGAUGGUGUUAUUACCCCCUGGCAGUCUAGCUUCUUUGGUUUCUAUGACGCCAAUGAGACGGUCUUGGAGAUGGAGGAGCAACCGGUUUAUCUGCGGGAUUCUUUUGGGUUGAAGACACUCUUGGCCCGGGGAGCCAUAGUGAGGUGUCCGAUGGCUGGGAUCGCCCACACGGCCUGGCACUCCAACCCCUGCAGUUUGGAGUCAAGGAGAACCAUGGGGUCCAGGAAUGAGCUGUACAUUGUCUUCGGCGGACUGUCAUUCCUCCUGCUACUGAUGUCAGCCCAGGGGGCCAAGGGCGGAUCCCUCAAAGAGAGUCAGGGCGUCUGCUCCAAGCAGAUGCUGGUGGUCCCCCUCCACUACAACGAGUCCUACAGCCAGCCAGUGUAUAAGCCCUACCUGACUGUGUGCAAUGGACGGCGCAUCUGCAGCACCUACAGGACCACAUACCAAGUGGCAUGGAGGGAGGUGAGGAGAGAGGUGCAGCAGACCCACGUUGUGUGCUGCCAGGGCUGGAAGAAGCGACAUCCGGGGGCGCUCACCUGUGACGAAGCCAUCUGCGCCAAGCCCUGUCUGAACCGAGGCAUCUGUGUCAGGCCAGAGCAGUGCGAGUGCGCCCCAGGCUGGGGUGGGAAGCACUGUCAUGUGGACGUGGAUGAAUGUAGGACUGGCGUCACCCUCUGCUCGCACCACUGUGUCAACACGGCAGGCAGCUUCACCUGCGGCUGUCCCCAAGGUCUGGUGCUGGGCCAGGACCGGCGCACUUGCGCAGAGGGUGUCCUGGAGCCGCCAACCGGUGCCAGCAUCCUCAGCGUGGCGGUUCGGGAAGCUGAACAUGACAAGCAUGACUUGAGGCAGGAGAUUCGGGAGCUGCGAGGGCGCCUGGAGCGGCUGGAGCAGUGGGCUGGUCAGGCGGGGGCCUGGGUCCGGGCUGUGCUGCCCAUGCCCCCUGAAGAGCUACAGCCGGAAAAGGUGGCAGAGCUGUGGGGCCGCAGUGACAGGAUAGAGUCUCUGAGUGACCAGGUGCUGCUGCUGGAGGAGAGGCUGGGCGCCUGUGAGUCCUCCUGCCCCUCUCUGCUUGAACCCCCAUCACCCAGUAGAUGCCCCCAGCUGUCCCAGAUACCUUUCUGUAGUUCAACUUUCUCUUUUCCCCAAGCCCUUUCCCAACACUUAAGUCUCCCCACACUGUCCCUAGAUAGCCAUACUUGACCCUUUUUGGUACCCUGUCCCCAAACGACUUAUUGUUGGGUGAGAGUCUCUCCAGUGCUCUGGCAGCCCCAGCUGCAGCCAGUGUGUCUGCUUGCUUCCUUGUCAUUCAUCAGGCUCCUGUGAGGACAACAGCCUGGGCCCAGGCCUCAGACGGCUGAAAAGGAACCUCUCCAGAGCCCGGGUCCCCUAAUUUAUACAGAAACUGGCCCCACUAAUCAUCUGGGAUGGCCAGGUGGGGAAGUGCAGAUAAGGUUAUCUGCCACUAAGGAGCAGUGAGUGAUGGAAACUUCCAGAGCUGAGGAAGUGGGGGAUGAUGGAUGCCUUGGGCCCACCCGAGUCUUCUGGCUGGGGUAAGGUUGCUUGGGUGAGAACCACUUUAAUGCCUUCACAAAUGCAGCCAGAAAGUGCCCAGAUCUCUCUCUCUCUCAGUCUUUAUUCUCGGUUUCUUGCUGUUAUCCAGAUAAUAAAAACCAACCACGCAAAACUG
This is a messenger RNA of Mustela erminea (ermine), 3641 nucleotides long. RefSeq names its product palmitoyl-protein thioesterase 2 (gene PPT2). Gene Ontology annotation, cellular component: extracellular region; cell surface; lysosome. The record is from RefSeq and is a predicted model, not a curated record. The coding region runs from base 1265 to 3154 and encodes 629 amino acids. NCBI's taxonomy places the organism in Eukaryota, Metazoa, Chordata, Mammalia, Carnivora, Mustelidae. Gene Ontology annotation, biological process: anatomical structure development. Gene Ontology annotation, molecular function: signaling receptor binding; thiolester hydrolase activity; calcium ion binding. The transcript is spliced from 17 exons.